Molecule: messenger RNA, 900 nt
Organism: Megachile rotundata (alfalfa leafcutting bee)
Lineage: Eukaryota; Metazoa; Arthropoda; Insecta; Hymenoptera; Megachilidae
Biological process (GO): regulation of transcription by RNA polymerase II
Molecular function (GO): DNA-binding transcription factor activity, RNA polymerase II-specific; RNA polymerase II transcription regulatory region sequence-specific DNA binding
Source: RefSeq, a predicted model, not a curated record
AUGGCAGGGCCGUAUCUGUCGCCUCUGGGCCCCCAGGCAGAUCUGCUCACCGAGUACAUGUUUGGAAGACGUCGUCAGGUCAGUAGACGCAAUCGGACAACUUUCACUCCACAGCAGCUUCAAGAAUUGGAGUCCCUCUUCCAGAAGACGCAUUAUCCAGAUGUUUUCCUGAGAGAAGAAGUUGCUCUUAGAAUUUCACUUUCAGAAGCUCGUGUUCAGGUUUGGUUUCAAAAUCGGCGAGCAAAAUGGCGGAAGCAGGCUCGGCUACAGCUGUUACAAGACGCAUGGAGAAUGCGAUGUUUAGGAUUAGGAAGUGCGGCACCUCUUCUUUUACGGCCGCCACCUACAACCGCUUUAGAACGCCCUGAUGCUGCAUCACCGGUACCACCACCACCACCACCUCCUCCACCACCUCCACCAUCAACCUCUGCUACCACGAACGGAUCACCCUUAGCAUCGAUCAGUGCUAAUAAAAUAUCUGACACUUCGGCUCUAUCCGUUUGCAGAGAUUAUCGGAUUCUACCACCUCCUCACGGAUAUUCGUUGUCCUGUGAGAAGUCCCCAGAUAGAAUGAAAUGUGGUUGUGGUUCCCCUCCGAGGAUAUGUGGUAGUCCAGUAGAAAGAGACACGACCCUACCUAUAAGAGACAGGCCUCAAGAAGCUGAGAUGGAUCUUACAGUAAAAGGGACAUCUCGACACACACCAAUCUCUACUUUAUUCUGUCAGUUGCCUCAACAACAAGAAUUCAGUCCUUCGCAAAAUGUUGACGAACCUUUGGAUGUUACACUUAACACUAACAAAAAUAAUUAGUUGUUUCACCCCUUUAACUUCCUCUAACUUUGUAUUAUUUAUUCAUGAAAAUUCGUUUGCUUAAUUCUGCUCCUUUAUUUUCAUUCGGAA